Messenger RNA from Hirundo rustica (Barn swallow), 1499 nucleotides. RefSeq names its product START domain-containing protein 10-like. Lineage: Eukaryota; Metazoa; Chordata; Aves; Passeriformes; Hirundinidae. Gene Ontology annotation, molecular function: lipid binding. The record is from RefSeq and is a predicted model, not a curated record. The transcript has 6 exons. Bases 35 to 835 code for a protein of 266 amino acids.
CGCGCCCGGGGGGCGGCGGCGGCGGCUCGGCCCCAUGUCCAGAGGAGGGGAGAUGGUUUAUAUCCCGGACGACUCCGACUUCAGCUCCUUCAGGGAUCAGUGCGAGAGCCUGGAGGGCUGGCACUGUCGGUAUAACAAGGCUGGCGUGACCGUGUGGAGUCAGGGCCAGGAGGAAAGCUGCACCGUGCAGAAAAUCAAGACCCGCAUCUCCUGCAAGGACGUCCCGGCCGAGACCCUCUACGACGUGCUGCACGACACCCGCUACCGCAAGAAGUGGGACUCCAACAUGAUCGAGACCUACGACAUCGGGCGCCUCACCGUCAACGCCGAUGUCGGAUACUACUCCUGGAAGUGCCCGAGCCCCCUGAAGAACAGGGAUUUCGUCACGCUGCGCUCCUGGCUGCCCCUGGGCAAUGACUACAUGAUCAUCAACUACAGCGUCAAGCACCCGAAAUACCCGCCCCGGAAGGAUUUCGUCCGGGCCGUGUCCCUGCAGACCGGGUACCUGAUCAAGGCGAACGGCGACGGAGCCUGCGUCCUCUAUUACCUCACCCAGGUGGAUCCUCGCGGGUCGCUGCCGAAGUGGGUGGUGAACCGCGUGUCGCAGUUUGUGGCACCGAAGGCGAUGAAGAAGAUCUACAAGGCUGGGCUGAAGUACCCGGAGUGGAAGCGCCGGCACGACCCCGAGUACAAGCCCUGGGUGUACCCCGAGCAGAACACGCUGCCCAGCGUGAGCCUGGCCGAGCUCUCCGUGCAGCACGCAGAUUCCCUGGAGAACAUCGACGAGACCGGGCUGCCCGAGGAGCACCUGAGCACCAGUGACCACGAGGCCUGAGCCCCAGCGCUCAGGGGAACCCCCUCAUCACCGAGGCUUGGCACCCCGGGGGCACAGCUGGCAGUUUGGCUCCCUGCUUCCCAAUAGUCUCAUCUGCUCUGCAACUCCUUCAUGGCUGACACCCUCCCUACCCAGGCAGCGGGGAACUGUCCCGUGGGAUGUGCGGCACAGGUGCUGGAGAGAGGGAGGAUGGGCACCCCGGUGCCCCCUGUGCCCGGGGAGUUGUCCCUGCCUGGCAGUGCUGGCACUGGGUGUUCCCAGAGAGCCUGGGCAGGCUGAGGUGGGUGGGAGCUUUCCUGGCACCAGGAUAUGGUUCUGCCACUCUAAGACCCCCGAAGGUCCAGAAGUGGGGGUGUGUGAGGCUCCUGCCCAGGUUUUGCAGCAGCACAAGGUUUGGAUCGACCCCGUCUGGCCUGAGGUCCAGCUCUGCCCAGGUCAGAGCCCUCCAGCCCUCCGUGCCCUUCCAAGCUUAGUGUGACCCCCCGCACCAGGCCCAGCUCUGCAGGCCGGCUCUAGCCCAGCUGGCCCUGGGGACCCCUUCCCCUGGGGGGUUGUGGGGUUUGUCACCCUGGCGGUGGGGUCUCGGGCCACCCGUGUCCCCACUCUCCCAGUGUUUGCCGCUGCUGUGGUUCCUGGCACAACAAUAAAGGGGUUGGUGUGUGUG